GAAAUAAAGACUGAACAAUUCUCAAAAAAAGUCAUAUAAAAUAUAAAACCCGAUAAAAUGAUUAAGAAUUAAAUAUUAAUUUUUUAUUUUGUAGAAAAUUAAAUAUAAAACACUUGUUCAAAGCUAAAGGAGUUCAGAAACUAACACACAAAAAUGAUCCUAACACGUUAGCAUUAUAAAGUGACGUUUUGCAUAAUUAUAUUUUUAAAUGGACUUGAUUGAAGGUAGGUUGAGAACGCCAUUUUUAUGAACGAAAACAACGAGGGUCUACGAAGCGAGAUGAUUCGAUACAAAUAAAGGCGCACAAUUCAAAAACAAUUCACAUAUAGCCUCCGGUUCCGGUUUUUUGAGGUCGAGAGCACUUUUGCGAUUGGACAGAUUAGUUAGAGUUUGGUCGUUGAACGUUCCACGCCGUGGUUCAUCCUCAAUCGAACAGUGUAUUCAGCAGUUGAAGAAAGUGAACGUAGUAGCCUCAUUCUCUCGGUCAACGGACUCCGCAAGAAUAUCGCGAACGCAAACUAUCCGACGGUACACUCCGCUGCAAAACGAUAUUCACUCUCCGCCCGCUAGACGUAGAAUGAAAUGCCCGCGUCGACGAAUACACGGCAUUCCUAUCUGCUACUCACCGAUUAGUGGCGGCGUUGCCACAUGCUCGCCGCAGGACCAUGAGAAUAUUUCAAUGUUAAUAUCACCGCUACACAUCAGAUUCAUGUCGAGUUUAAAGUUAAUAGUGUGUAUGAUAGCGGCGUUAUAAUAGUCGUUUAACGAGUUUUUGUCGGUUUUAUGACAAAAUAAAGUUAGUUGCAUUAUAACUCAGUUUUUAUAGUGAUUAAAUUUGUGAUUGUUACUGUAUCUAAUGACUAGUGUGCUAAUAACUCCAUAAUCAUAGUGGAUCCAGUUUUUUUAGUGUAGAAGGAUGAUAUACCUCUACUAUAAUGACAUUAAUAUAUAAAUCUAGUAAUCCAGUGUGUUAAUCCAGUCCAGUGCUGUAUUGGAUCAUACAGUCCACAUUAUUCCAGCCCUUCCAACGCUGUAAGAUCGUUAUACACUAUAUGUAGGUGUGCACUAAAAUGACAAUGGUGACGAGAAAGAAGUUUAGAAAUUGUAUUAAAACUGUUAAAUUAUUACUGGUAGAAGAAUUAACCGAAGAACUAAACAGAAUGCAGCGGACUUGGAUGUCAGCUGGAUCUCAGAUACAGAUGGCACCAAAGUCUACAGUCAACACAACUCCACAUAGCCAAGACUCCAAUAUGAGUACAGGUUCCUCUCAUAGUGACAAAGAGGUGGAUCCGAAUACUCCAGAAAAACUACCCAGGACGCCGAGCGAAAGGAAGCGGAAACGGAAAGCGGAAGACAGCGGCGGAGGAGGUGUGGGUGGGCCGCCGUUAGCGAAAGGAGCCGUUCGAAGUCAACAGGCGGACAAGAAGAUCAACGAAUAUUUCAAUAAACAUUCGGGUAACAGUCACAGCCCCAUCAGGGCAACAGUGAAGAGUCCGUCACCUCAACAACCCUAUGCAAUGGUUUCUUUUCAGUUACCUCCUUCACCGCAACAGGUGGGGAUGCCGUCCCCACAAGUCGGUUAUAAUACGGCUUUUGAAUUUUAUAAGCCACCAUUGGGGGUGCCACCUCAAACUAUGGUUCACAAAUUAAUACAGACUGAAUUAACAUGUCAUAGGAUACAAGAGUUCGAAACUCAAGCGUCCUCGGACUUAGAAAUGGCUAAUACUAAAAUAGAAGAAUUAAAACGGGAUAACGAAGAACUGAGGCAUCAAAUUUCGACGCAGCAGAAAUCCAUAGACCAACAUAAACAACAAGUGAAUAAGUGUAUAGAGGUUGUCAAAAAACUGCUCAAAGAAAAAAGUUCGAUAGAGAAAAAGGAAGCUAGGCAGAAGUGUAUGCAAAAUAGGUUAAGGUUAGGACAGUUUGUGACGCAAAGGGUGGGGGCGACGUUCCAGGAAAAUUGGACGGACGGUCACGCAUUCCAGGAACUAGCGAGGCGGCAAGAAGAAAUAACAGCGGAACGGGAGGAGAUAGAUAGGCAGAAAAAAUUGUUGUUAAAGAAGAGGCCUUCGAAUAACGAAAGUGGCCGAAAGAGAAACAAUUCUAGUGCGUUGUUAAACGGAACAGACUCCGGGUUCUUAAAGCCGGACGCGGUACCGGGUUCGCUAACGUUACAGGAGUACUACGAGGCGGACGAGAUCCUGAAGUUACGGCAGAACGCGCUGAAGAAAGAAGACGCUGAUCUCCAGCUCGAGAUGGAGAAAUUGGAGAGGGAGAGGAACCUUCAUAUUAGGGAGUUAAAACGUAUCCACAACGAGGACCAGAGUAGGUUUAAUAAUCACCCGGUGCUCAAUGAUAGGUAUCUACUGCUGAUGCUGUUAGGGAAAGGGGGGUUCAGUGAAGUACAUAAGGCGUUUGAUCUCAAAGAACAGAGGUACGUCGCCUGCAAGGUACAUCAACUCAAUAAGGACUGGAAAGAAGAUAAAAAAGCCAACUAUAUAAAGCAUGCGUUGAGGGAGUACAACAUACAUAAAGCGUUAGAUCACCCACGGGUAGUUAAAUUAUAUGAUGUAUUUGAAAUAGAUGCAAAUUCUUUCUGUACUGUACUAGAAUACUGUGAUGGACAUGAUCUUGACUUUUACCUAAAGCAGCAUAAAACGAUACCUGAAAGGGAGGCGAGAUCGAUCAUAAUGCAGGUCGUGUCGGCCCUGAAGUACCUGAACGAGAUCAAACCUCCUGUGAUUCACUAUGAUCUGAAACCGGGUAAUAUUUUGCUGACUGAGGGUAAUGUCUGUGGUGAGAUCAAGAUCACCGAUUUCGGCCUCAGUAAAGUGAUGGACGAAGAGAAUUACAACCCCGAUCACGGUAUGGAUCUGACGUCACAAGGCGCCGGAACGUACUGGUAUCUCCCACCAGAGUGUUUCGUAGUAGGUAAGAAUCCCCCGAAGAUUUCAUCGAAAGUUGACGUGUGGAGCGUAGGAGUGAUAUUUUAUCAGUGUCUAUAUGGCAAGAAGCCUUUUGGACACAAUCAGUCGCAAGCGACCAUUUUAGAAGAAAAUACUAUAUUAAAAGCGACUGAUGUCCAGUUUGCAAACAAACCGGCUGUUACUAAUGAAGCUAAGAGCUUCAUCCGUAGUUGUCUGGCGUAUAGAAAGGAGGAUCGAAUCGAUGUCCUUUCGCUGGCGAGACACGAAUACCUCCAACCGCCGAUGCCUAAACAUUCGAGAUUAACAUCGAAUCAGCAGCAGCAGCAACAACAGCAGCAACAACAACAAUCGGCAUCGUUUUCAGCGGGUAUAUUUGGAGCAAUGAAUGCCUCGUCAUCCUCUUAGUAGGCCAGACCCCGGGGACGUAUGAACCAAACUUCUACGACCAGAAGGAAAAAAUUGCAGAUCGAAGUUUUAUGAUUAUUGGAUAAUAUCUCUAAAUGGGAAUCGAAAUUCGGCACGGGAAAUGCCAAAGCGAAUCAGUGUUAUCGUUAUGCGAUCAGGAACGUUUUGCUUCCUUUGUUUAAAGCUAAAAAUUUAAAAGAACUGCCCUUGAAAGUUAAAGAUUUCCUAAAGAAUCACAUAACCUAAUAUUUACUAUAGGUUGUUAAUUUGUUAUAUAAGUUUACAAACACGGUUUUAAGUGUUUAUGGCACAAACGCAAGGUUCCACCAGUGACGAAUUUUUACUAUUUAGAUUCAUGGUAGCCAAAGAACUUCAGUUUUGAUUUUUACAUUGGUUCAAAAGUCCCUCGGAUCUGGCCUAUAGUGCAGUGCUGUGUUUAAUAUAAGUUAAAACAAGAGACUUCUACUCAAAAAAGCUAGUGUUAAUAUGAAUUCUUCUUUAUUCGAAGAAAAAAGACUACGUGACCUAUCUUUUUUUCAAAUUAGACUGAUUAUUUUUUGUUUUGUUGAGUGAGGACGUUGUGAAGAUAGUAUUUAAAAUGACACGUUACAGUGCGGAUUCAAGUUUUUAAAUCUCUUCUCUCGAUGCUUAUAUGGCUUCCCCUUUUGUCAAAUAGUUGACACAAAAAUUGGGCGCAACUUAGAAUGUUUUACUUUUUUUUUCAUUUUUUUUGGACUGAUAUUUUUCACGACAAUAGACGACUCAUUGUUAUUUGUAUAAUAUUGUGGAACUAGCGUGUUGAUAUACAGCACGACCAAAUUUACUUUGUAUUUGAGAUGUGGAUACUGUCGUUGACUUUCAGUUUUUCCAUAUUUCCUGAAUUUUAUUUUGGUACCGUGCAGGUAUUACUUGGCGAGACGUUACCAGCAUAACAUUAAAAAAUUUGGAAAAAUAGAACGUCAACACCAGUGCGCAUUCAUAUCUCGAAUUUGAAGUGAAUUUGGUCGUGUUGUACUUUUAUAAUUUUUAAUGUAUCAGCAUACUAAUCGGAAUAAUGUAUAAGUAUAUAUAGUUGAAUAGUGAUUGUGAUAUUGCAUUCAAAUAAAAUAUAAUUCCUUUUCUUAAGAGUAAAUUUUUUUAAAAACAACUAACAUAAAUAUUAAAAUGGUCGUUUAAAAACGGUUGAACAUUUGUUACUGUUUUGGUCCUAUUUAACUGACAAAAUAGUCAUUGUGUUACAUAUAAAGUCCCUGCUCAUAUUAUUAGACUCUCUUAGCAAAUUCUGGUUUUCUUUGUUUCAUUAUCAAUUAUAAUUAUUACUGUUAGCUACAUAUAACAGGAUUACAUAAAUGAUAGUAUCAACCUUUUUGUAUAUUUAUUGAACUUUUUUUUGUAUAUUUAUUGAACAAAAAAAAAUAAAUUCAUAAUUUUACUACAAUAUUAAUGUAUGAAAAAGAAAAGAAAAUAAUCGUUUUCGUUUUGAUUCAAUUCCAGUCUCUUGGCAUUCUCUGACACCGUGUUUCGGGGUCUUCCCUUUUUCAAAGAAGCUUUCCAAGGAGACUGAAUUGAACAUUGAACCAUGACGAAACGAAGAAGAACUGCAUGUAUUAAAAUAUUUGCAGCGGAGUGUGGUUAGACUGUCCUCUAACGGGGAAUGACGAAAUGAGUGAAAAUAAUUUGGACCAUGAGUCGGUAUUCUGUUAACCAAGAUCCAAUAGUACCAAGCGGCGCCGCUAGGAGAACACUCCAAUAAUGCGUCUCAGAUUACUUUAAUGAAACGUGGUCAUUUUGUACUCUAAACCGAGUAAGGUAUGAAAAAGAAAAGAAAAUAAUCGUUUUCGUUUUGAUUCAAUUCGAGUCUCUUGGCAUCCUCUGACACCGUGUUUCGGGGUCUACCCUUUUUCAAAGAGGCUUUCCAAGGAGACUGAAUUGAACCAUAACGAAAGUUCUCCUAGCGGCCCUAGUUAUUGGAGUGUUCUCCUAGCGGCACCGCUUAGUACUAUUGUAUCUCGGUUAACAGAAUACUGACUCGUGGUCGAAAUUAUUUUCACUCAUUUCGUCAUUCCCCAUUAGAGGACAGUCUAACCACACUCCGCUGCAAAUAUUUUAAUAUAUGCAGUUCUUCUUCGUUUCGUUAUGGUUCAAUUCAGUCUCCUUGGAAAGCCUCUUUGAAAAAGGGUAGACCCCGAAACACGGUGUCAGAGGAUGCCAAGAGACUCGAAUUGAAUCAAAACGAAAACGAUUAUUUUCUUUUCUUUUUCAUACCUUACUCGAAUUAGAGUACAAAAUGACCACGUUUCAUUAAAGUACUGAGACGCAUUAUUGGAGUGUUCUCCUAGCGGCGCCGCUUUUGAAUCAAAACGAAAACGAUUAUUUUCUUUUCUUUUUCAUACCUUACUCGAAUUAGAGUACAAAAUGACCACGUUUCAUUAAAGUACUGAGACGCAUUAUUGGAGUGUUCUCCUAGCGGCGCCGCUUGGUACUAUUGUAUCUCAGUUAACAGAAUACUGACUCGUGGUCGAAAUUAUUUUCACUCAUUUCGUCAUUCCCCAUUAGAGGACAGUCUAACCACACUCCGCUGCAAAUAUUUUAAUAUAUGCAGUUCUUCUUCGUUUCGUUAUGGUUCAAUUCAGUCUCCUUGGAAAGCCUCUUUGAAAAAGGCUAGACCCCGAAACACGGUGUCAGAGGAUGCCAAGAGACUCGAAUUGAAUCAAAACGAAAACGAUUAUUUUCUUUUCUUUUACAAUAUUAAUAUUUACACUAAAAUAUUGAAUGUUUGAUAUUAAAAUAUCUUGCUGUUAUUUUUUCCUAAAUGUCCAUUAGAAAAUGAAAAUGAGGAGAAUGAUUAUAUCAACUAAACCUUGUUUUUUAUUACUUCCUCGGCCAAUUUCUUUUUUAGGCACUAAGAACAGACAUUUAUCAAUGGGGCUUGUGUCUGGUAAUUUGCCGGGCCAUGGUUAUAGAGGGAUUACUUGCCCUAUUUCUUAUUGCUUUUAGCCGUAUGGUAAGGUGCUUCAUCCUGCAUAAAAAUCUUGCGACCAUUGCCAAACCACUUGUGGAACCACCUUGUCUGCAAAACUCUUUUAUACUGUUCCUGUCGCAUAGUUCCUCCUACCACGUAUGAACUCCUGAACACUAUGGUUUCUUGGCCACUCAUUCCAAGACCAGAUCAUUACUAAGGGGUGAAAUUUAAUUUAAUUUAAAUGUUUUUAUUACACAUCCCUUAUCAUUUAUUUCAUCUGGACGUCCUCGGACAAAUUUGGCUCACAAUUUGAAAUGUUGCUUAAUCAUUCAAACAUACCUGCAAAAGUGAAUAAAAAUUAUUAUUAUAAGGUCUGAAAACAAAGUGAUUUAUAUUAGAUCACUUUUUGAUAAUCAUCAAUAGUUCAGGUUUUAUGCAAGUUGGCCCAAACUGAGCGUUUGUUCAAUAUUUGUGGUGUUAGUUUUGGCUUCUUAACAGGCCUUCUACAUUUGAACCCCAUAUUCAGUCAGUAUUUCCGAUUUUAAUCUUACAUUCUUCUUUGUAAAAAUUGUUUUCUUCUUGCUUUAUUUCCAUUUUACUGAUUUAAGAAAAUAUCACUUUCAUAGCACAUAAUAAUAUAUUAUUAAUAUGAAAAUAGUAGUAAAUUAACCAAAAUAAUACAAUUCUCAAACAUAACCUCAAAAAAUUGACGACAGAAAAUCAGACGUCGAUCCCGACCAAUCAUAGCAAACGUAUCCGAUCCGCUGUUGUCAGAUGCGCACGGUGAAUAGAAUUUUGGACGUCUUCCCGCAUCUUUGGAAAAAUGGAACAAAUUUUUCGACGAGUGAGCUUACUGAUUCCUCCUAUAUUGUGCUUUGGUCUUUGCUGUCAGAAUAGGGUUAGGUCGUGCUCAUUUGUUAUUUAUGUAUCGUACAAAUUUCUGCGUACAGUAGCCUCCGAUACUGAAAACUGCGCUUCUUCCAGUUUAUUCCUUAAAUCUCUAUGGCUGGCUCAUGUAUGUUUUAUUGCUAAAUUUGACGUUUCUAUUUAACUUUAUGACUCAACCUUCGAACAGACCAUCAAGAUACACCAAACUUUUUGCGACUUCUAUUUAUGUGGCACUUUCUACUAGAGCAGUAAUGGAAGAGAUUUGCUCAACAGAAAGAUCUUUACAUUAAUCCAUCUGAAAAAAAAAUAGAUUAAUUGUCUUGUUUUAUGAUUAGAAAUUAACCAAAUUUCAAACUAACAUACAAUAUCAACACUCACUACUGCAAAUUUUACAAAGGUUGAACAAUCGCUAAUUUUGAGUAAAAAACUAAAGUUGAAAAAAUCAACUUACUGCAUACUUUUGUAACAUGUGUGGCACAUGGGGCUUUUCAUCGAUUGUCAUUUGUUUUGAGUUUCUAUCCUAUGUUGUAUAAUCUGUGUAUAAUAUUAAUAGGGCUUUUUAUUCACAGUCAUUUGUUUCGAGCUUCUGUCAUGUCACAUAAUAUUAAUAUAUCUACGUCAUACGUUUUUGGUAUAUACCAAGAUACAAACCAAAGACGCAUGACGUAGAUAUAUUAAUAUUAUGUGACACAUGACAGAAGCUUGAAACAAAUGACUGUGAAUGAAAAGCUCUAUAUACACGGAUUAUACGACAUAUGACAGAAGCUCGAAACAAAUGACUGUGAAUGAAAAGCCCUAUUGUCAAGUACAAUUGUAAAGUCCUUUUCAUGAGCAUUUUUCAGUGAGUCACAGUUUUUCGAUUUCUUUCUAACGCAUUAAAUUGUAUGUGACAGAAAAAAAGGCACAUCUCUGAUUACAGACAUUUAUAUCAUUUAUUUUAGUUAUUCAAGUUGUCGAUAGAUGGCGCUAUAAUCGAAGAAAAAAUUAUUUACGAAUUAUAUAAUAUAUCUACGAAUAUAAUCUGUACAAUUUAAUUGACUAUAUAAAUCAAAGAAAAUACCACUUUAUAAAUGCAAUAAACACAAUUGAUUUGUUUUUAUGUCUAAUUGUAAAUAAAUCGUGACAGCUGUCAGAUUUAACUAAAAUGUCAUGUUAGAAUAAAUGUCAUAAAUGUGUAUUAUCACGGACUUACCUUUUUUUCUAUCAUUUGUGACGCACUGAAAAAUGCUCAUGAAAAGGACUCUAUUAACAAUUCAAUUAAAAAGUUCCACCAUUUUUAUCUAAAUUAUGUUGCAUGAGUAUUCACUAAUUGUUAUGCAACCCAUUCAACAGCUCUGUAUCAAUGUGAAGAUACUUUCCAGGUGCUUGAAAUUAAAAAAACCUUAAAUUUCUAGGGCGAAUUUAAUAAUUUGAGCAGGGUCUGUAAUGUAAUUAAAGCUAGUCAAAAGCAUCUUUUAAUUACGUAUUUCUUUAUAAUUAAUACCUUGCAUUAAGCAUGUUUUUUGUUUGUUUUGACACUAAGACGUAAGAUGUGUUAUUUUUAUCGCAAACAGAUUAAUUCUGUACAGUUUUCCAAAAACUGCUUCAAAUAUCAUAUUUGCAUAUGGUUUAUACUAUGAUGCUUUAGUUUCUUUGAUCGAUUUUUCCCAAACCUUAAAAGUUUUCUGCCAGUAAAGUUAACGAAAUUUUUAAAUUUCUUUUGCAAUUUGUUCUUUUAUUCUAGUAAGUUUUUCUUAUUUCAUAUUUCAGAAGUUGGAGAACGAUAUCUUCUAGGUUUUAGUGUUCAAUUUUUUAUAAAUAUUUUGUGUUUUUCAUGAUUUAAAUUAACGUUAACGAUUCUUACGUAUUUUCGGGAUUUUUCUUUAAUAUACCAGGGCGCAUCUGUAAAAAUAUUAGUACAUUUGGAUGUUGAGAGGUGACUCAUAUUUUUUUGAUGAAAUUGCUUGAAAAUAACUCAUAUAAUAAUAGUUGAGUUAUCCUCCCACUCAAAAAGGUCCGGAACAUUGUUUAAAUAAUCAAAAUAUCAAAAAAUUAAGGAAAAAUUCAAUGUUUUUCUUCGUUUUUUGAUUAUAACUUUAAAAGUAUUCAUUUUCGAGAAAAGUUGCACUGACAUAAAAGUUGCGUAAUUAAAUUUCCUAAAAUUUAGGAUUAGUUAAAACUUUUAAAAAUUGUCACUCUUGUUGCAAAAUAGCAAUAAUAGCGAAAAAAACAUAAAAAAAACAAGUAUUCGCGUUUUAUGUUUUUCAACCAUUUAUACUACACUUAGGACCUUCGUAUUUUACCCAGAAAAACUAUAUGAUAUAGUUAAACAAUACUGUAAAUUUCAUUAAGAUCGGUUUAAUAGGUUUUGCAAAAUAAAUUUUGCAAUCCAGCUGUCGCAAAAAAAUUCAUUUUUUCAAAAUGUUGCAGGACUGAAAAUAAAGCAGACAGCAAGUUGAAACUUUUUUUACAUAUAGAAGAAUACUGUAUCUUUUAUUUUCAAUUUGCAAAAUUAAAAUCGGUUAACUACCACGGUGUCAGGAUUUUUUUAAUAAACAUUAAUUUUUGGUGAUACGCGCAGGACAGCGGAUACGUUUGCUCUGAUUGAGCAUUCCAAUGACCUUUGAUAAUGAUUGAUAAAUUUUAAUUUUUAGUACAUUUCGAUAUAAAUAAAUAAAUUUGUUUAUUACAAAAUAAAAACACAUACUCUGUCCUUUGAAAUAACACGUUUUUUAGCAAAAAUUUUCGUUGUUCAUAUAUUCUAACUUAGAGAAUAAAAGUUUAUUAUUUUCAAAACAUAUGCAAUUGUUUAAACAAUAUUUCACAAACAAUAAUCAAAUUAGUUUAAUUUUUGUGGAAUUGAAAUAUUAAAAUACAACAAAAUAUAGAGUAAAAAAAUAAUAUAUUAGAUAAAGAUUGGAAGAAAUUUUUGUGGAAAUCAACUUGUGUGAAUCGAACACCGCUAUCCUGCGCGUAGCACCAAAAAUUAAUGUUUAUUAAAAAAAAAAUCCCGACGCCGUGGUAGUUAACCGAUUUUAAUUUUGCAAAUUGCAAAUGAAAGAUACAGUAUUCUUCUAUACGUAAACAAGUUUCAACUUGCUAUCUGCUUUAUUUUCAGUCCUUCAACAUUUUGAAAAAAUUAAUUUUUUUUGCGAAAACUUGAUUGCAAGAUUUAUUUUGCAAAAUCUAUUAAACCGAUCUUGAUGAAAUUUACAGUAUUGUUUUAUUAUCAUUAUUGUAUACAGUAUCAUAUAUUUUUUCUGGGUAAAAUAUGAAGGUUCUAGGUGUAGCAUAAAUGGUUGAAAAACGUAAAAUGCGAAUACUUGUUUUUUUAUGGUUUUUUCGCAGUUAUUGCUAUUUUGCAACAAGGGUGACAAUUUUUAAAAUUUUUAACCAACCCUAUAUUAUAGUAAAUUUAAUUACGCAACUUUUAUGUCAGUGCAACUUUUCUCGGAAGUGAAUACAUACUUUUAAAGUUAUAAUCAAAAAACGAAGAAAAAAAUCGAAUUUUUCUUUCAUUUUUUGACAUUUUGAUUAUUUAAACCAUGUUCCGGACCUUUUUGAGUCGGAGGAUAACUCAAUUAUUAUUAUUUGAGUUAAUUCCAAGCAAUAUCUGCAAAAAAAUAUGAGUCACCUCUCAACGUCCAUCUCAAAACAGAUGCGCCCUGGACUAUAAGGUAAAAGUGCCUUUUUUAAAUAAUAGUCAUUAAUCAUGUAUCCUAUCAGUGUGUUGGGCAAAACGUAUGAGAAAAGAGCGAAAACAAAAGAUUUUAUAAUUGGUGUAAAACUAAAAAAAGUGGAUAUUUUGGAAUAUUCAGAUAAUCUAUGUAGUUUACCGCCAGGUUUCUUCAAGGUAAUGUUUUCUGCCUCAAUUAAUUUCAGUUGGUAGCAACUCAAUCUUGUAUCUCUAUUUUUUGCAAUAUUUAAAAAUAAUAAAACAAUUGGUUCAGCUCGAUGGCCCAACGAUCUGGCAGACUAAGUUCCAAGUGAAUCAAUAGUUUACUAUAUUGAGUUUCACACGUUAGAAUCAGUGUGCUUGUAUAUUGCAAGCGGGUUUGCCAUAUUUCGCCCAUUCUGCGAAUUAUCAUAAAUAAAUCCUGAUUUUGUAUUCCCCAGCAGUUAACAGCGAUAAUCCUCCACACGUACCUGCCUAAUACUACCUUUCACGGCCGCUGCCUUGAAGAGCGGCAACGUUGUCAAGAAAAUUCUCAUUUAGUUUGUAUGGCCCUAUCCUUCGUACACCGCAUCGCAUGUCGGAAAUGCGCUGUAGGUUCAUGUUUAGCCAAAAAAAUAUUUCGGGCGUAGCAAUACAUCCACUUCCACUUCGUUUUUUUGGCUUGCAUACAAGUGCAUCUGCCAGCACAUUUCUUUCGUGUUGCAGUUAGUCUUGCUCUUAGCAAUUCUGCAGCACUUCUCUCUAAAAAAACGAGAAGUCAUCGAUUGACGUGACGCCUCCUUUAUUUUGUUUCGUGAUUUGGAUUUAUGAUGUAACCACUGAACUCGCUUUUUUUUACAUUACAUGAUAAGUGAUAAGGUUAUGUAACGGAUUUUAGUAUUUUAUUUCCUGUUUCUUUAUUCCUAAAGAUUAUUAUUAUUUAUUGCUUUAUUUAGCAAUAUACAUAUUAUAAUCCAAAAUAUCUGCGGCUGUCAAUUCGAAUUAAAGAGGGAAUUGACUUGGCUGUUGAAUGUGUAGUAUGUAGUCUCGCGACUUAGUGAUAUUCAUUCAAUGAUCUCUACAGAAAGAUGCCAAGAUGCUAGAAAACAAACAUAUUAUAAAUAAAGCAAUUGAAUAAAAUUACCUGGCAUUAAUCCUAAGUCAAUUUCCUCCGCAUUUACUACAUCACAGUUUUGAUUACUUCCAGUUUGUAACCUAUAAUCGUCUUUUUCUUCGCUUGGUCAGGUUCCUUAGUUUCACAAUUUUGGUGCUCUAAUACUCCUUUUGCUAAACAACACUAUUUCGUCGUCUUUGUAUAUAAUUGUUUUCUUGUUAGCUUAUUAUGGUCCUUAGAUUGUAAACCGCGACAGUAUGGUAGUCUUAGUACGAGUAAACAUUUUAAAACAUUGUAAAAUAUUUGUUAAAAAAAAUGGCUAACUUUAUGAAAAGGUCUAUAAUUGCUUAAACUUAGUUUUUGAAUAUUUCAUAAAUUGUGUACUUUUACUAAAAAAUAACUACGUUGUUAUAAACAUUCCAUACUUUGAAUGCAGUGUUCAAAUUCUUUAUACAGAAAUAAAAGUUAAGUUUAUUUUCGGUUAUCGUUAAAUUGUGUUCCCUUUUUUGUGUCAACGAUUUAACUGCUGUCCAAUUACUUGAAGAAUAAGUGCAAACUCAUAGUCAUAUGUUUCCUUUUAUAUAUAUAAGAAAACUAUAUAUAUAUAUAGAAAAUUGUUUAAGUUAUUUUAUGAAAGUGACCUUGCUUUGUACCAUAGUGUGUUUGGUUCGCAUUCCCCCCAUCCUCAUUGUGUCUCCUUCCUUCCUUUACUACCCCAAUCUCUCAUUAUUCAUAAUAAUAGUGUAAUGUGUACAGAAAGAAAAAAACAACCUAUGUUUGCCUGUUAUUCAAAUCUAAGAUUUGUUUUAUUCUGGAAGAUUGCGGAGCCUUUUCAAAAGUUGCUACAUUAUUUCUACUAAGGACUGUUUUAAGUCCGAAGAAUUGUAAUAAACCUUGUAAACCUUUAUUAUAUUUGUUUAAAAUAUAUGUUAUAUACCAAACACAUUUUUAUUUCACUAAAACACAUCUUAAUGGCUAAAUAUGAGAUUAGAUUUACACAAUCCACAUGGAAAUGAAUUUACUAUAGUCGACUGUAAACCAUAAAUCAAAAUAUAAAAGGUAUAUUAAAAAUACCCUUUCGGUCUACACCACACAACGUUUUCGGAUAGACAGUUCCAUCAUCAGUGCUGUUUACAAGGUAUACAUGGUUGAGCCACUAAAAAUAUCUGGGUAAAAACCCUUUAAAUGGUGUAAAGUUAAUAUGUUACAUUGUUACAUCAUGGCAACGCAGUACUCCCAACUAUGUGGGUUGCUGGACUUGAGGUAAACCUCUAUAGAAUAUAAUAGAAGAGAAAUAUGCUUUAUUGUCACUGAAAAUAUUACAAUCUUAUGGACAAAGCUUACAUACAGUCAAAAAAUAACAAUAACAAAUACAAUUUACUAAAAUUAGAUAAAUCUAUGAAGAAAGCAUCUCAUGAUGUAAAAUCAAGUAAAAGUUCAAACAUCACAAUAUAUACAACAAUGUAACGUAAUAACUUUCCACCUUCGUUCCAGCUUUUCCUGUAUGCCUUGUAAGCAUCACUGAUGAUGGUAUUGUCAUUCCAAAAACGUCAUAUGAUGUAGCCCGAAUUGGUAUUUUAAUACAUAUACCUUUUAUAAAGGAUUUUUUAAUCAAUUUUCCAUUAGAUUUAUACUUGAAACUGACAGGAAUAAUUUUUUUUUCAAAUUAAUUGUGGAACCGAAAAGCUGCAGAAAAUUCGAAAUUUCAAGCAAUAUAUAAUUUUUAUACAUAAGAACACGGAUACCAACAUUAACCUGUAGAACAUUUGUAGCAGUGUACAUAAAAAUCAAUAAUUUCUGUUUCUUUUAAUCGUUAAUCAAAAAUAUGUCAACUAUUAUUAAGAAAAAGCUCCUUUAUCUUGUAUAAUGAGACAGAUCGUUUUUACUAGAUAUGGCUUGUUGGAUAUGAACUCAUUUUUUGUUUGGGUUUGAUAUUCACAGAAAUUUAGCAGCUUUGAGACGUUCGCAAUUGAUUUUGCAUCAAUUUGUUAUUUUUGUUGACUGUAGGGUUUAAUUUAGUCGUUAUGUUUUUUACAAAAUUCUUUGGGAGUUUAUAUACUACAAUAUUAAAUACUAAUGAAGUGUCCCCAAAAUUUAUUUUAUGAAAAUGUAGGGAGCCUAAAAUAUAAUAUUUUGCAACUUCUUCACAAGAUUUUUUAAUUGUGGAUGUUCCGGCAUUUGUUUGUAUCACCUUUUUUUUCCUUUCUGGGAGCCAUCCGUGCUUGCAGCCUUUUGGCUUAUUGUGCUUUCUUCCGUUUGUUCUCAUGUCGCCCAAUCCAAUAUAGUAGUGCCCUUCACUAGCCUGUAAAUGUCCAUUGGGUUAGUGCCAUAUCACAGCAUAAUAAACGAUACCAGCAAGGACACACUAGGAUGCCGCCUUUGAAGUUAAAAAGUACGUAGCCGACAUUGAUCGAGUAGUACAUCUCAGUGGUGAUGUGAUGUGCUCGUUCAUCAGUGUUAUGUGUUCUGCAUUGCUGCAGUAUCAGUUAUUGCACUAUCUUUAUUACCCGUAAGAGUGUCGUUUUAAAUAUUUUCUGGAAUUUCUGCAAAAGAUUAACAAUACAAUCGCCAUUCAUCUUCAAUAUUUUGUGUUAUGUCCCAAUUAUUGACAUAAUUCCCACAGGCAUACGUAUACAAUUAUGUUAAAAAAUAUUUAUUAUCAGAAUGUCAUAAAAGUUAAGUAAAUCUGAUAAUUAUGUACAAAUCGGCAACACUGUCCAUUUUCUACACUGUCUGGUACUACGCGAAUAAUGGCCGAUGAUCUGCGCAGUAAUAGUGCGCGAACUUUUCCCGCCUUCUAGUGUGUCACUGCUGUUGCGUUUUCUAUGCUGUGGUCAUAUGCUUUCGGACUUGAUCUGCAGUCUCCAUAUAUUGUUUGUCUCUUGCGAUCCAGUGCUUUGCAGUUGCACAAUAUGUUUGACUGUCUCAGUCUCUCUAUUGUAUAGUCUGCAACUGAGAUCUCCAUUGUAUUGUCCUAUCAUGUGUAGGUGUCCUUUUAUUGGAAACUGUCCAGUAGGGAAACCUGUAGUCAUUUUGAGCUGAUUCCUGUUCAUUUUGCACAGUUAUUCAGCUCUUUGCGCAUGUCGUGAGGUACAAAUCUCUUCCCAUGCUUUUGUGUGGAAUUGUUAUCCAGUAUUCUUUGUGUUGUCUCCGUAUCCAGCCUCUUAAUCGGUCUCUGAUUGUGCUUUUGGGCACGCCCAGUGCAGGUUCUGGACCGAAGUAUCUUGUCGCUGGUCCUUGUCUAGCAAGUUCGUCAGCUUUCUCAUUGCCAGCGAUCCCUUGAUGUCCAGGCACCCAUAUGAGUUUAACCGCGUUAUGUUCCGCAGGGUGUCGAGUUCUUCGCGGCAUUCCCAUACAAGCCUGGAUGUUAUCCUUGGGUUCUUUAAAGCCCUCAAUCUGUACAGAGGUACAUGCUCCUAGUGGGAUGGAACUGUUAUAGUCCUUAUCUUCACUAUGUACUCCUGAUUCCGACCAAUCUUUUGUCUUGAACCCAUCUGUAUACCAGGUGUGGCCUUCAUACAUUGGAUGUCUGCCAGGAUCUCCCUAUACCUUCCUGGAAGUGUAUUUCUACGUGGAAAAGCAUUUCCAUUUUAUAUUUAGGGACUGCUAGCUCUGAAUAACGAUGUAGUCGAUUUUGCUUUAGAUUUUUUAGCCAUGAUAUUCUUCUAGCAGGACUACGUUUACCUUGGAUCUUUCCCUGAAUGAUCAAAUGUAAAAGAUGAUAUUUUUCAGGUUGAAAUAGAUACCUUUCACAGAAACCUUAUGGGAAAUGGCUCUCUGGCAAAUGGUCUGAAACUUUGGGUUCUGGUAGUGCUUGAUGUUUAGAACAAUAGACUCAAUGGGCGCAUAGCUCCAAAAAAUCAUGGUUUUAAGAUAUAAGCCUCUGAAGUUAUAGGUACAGUGAGGACGUGUGAGUUGGAAUAAAUUCAUUUUCUCGAGAAUGGGCGACUCUGGAGAUAAAUUACAAAUCAGGUCGAUUUUUAUUUUUACAUUAUAAUUUUUUGGCAUAUAUAUCAUACUAGUGACGUCAUCCAUUUGGGCGUUAUGGCGCAAUCGAUGAUUUUUUUAAAUGAGAAUAGGGGUCGUGUGAUAGCUCAUUUGAAAGUUAUUAAAUUAUCUAUUCAAUAAUAUAAAUAUUAACAAUAUUAUUUAUACAGGGUGCCCAAAUUUUUUUUUUAAUUAAAUUAAUUGAGACAAAAAGAAUAAUGUAUAUAAUUUAUUUAAUUCGAAAUAUAUUUUACUGUUGUCCGAAACCAGGAAAAAAUAUUUAUUUGAUAAAUACAUAUUGUUUUUCGCUUAAAUUCAAUAUUAAAGUUGCACCCACCUGCCUCUUAGCAGUUUGAACAUUGAGUUUAAGUGAGAGGGGUCGUAUGAUAGCUUAUUUGAAAGGUUAUUUAAUUCUCUAUUCACUAAUAUAAACAUGAACAUAAUUAUUUAUACAGGGUGCCCAAUUUUUUUUUUGAAUUAAAUUAAUUGAGACAAAGAGAAGAAUGUAUAUAAUUUAUUUAAUUCGAAAUACAUUUUACUGCUGUCAGAAAACAGAAAAAAAUUAACAUUGCUUUUCGUUUAAAUUAAAUGUUCAAACUGCUAAGAGGCAUGUGGGUGCAGCUUUAAUAUUGAAUUUAAGCGAAAAUCAAUAUUUAUUUAUCAAAUAAACAUUUUUUCCUGGUUUCGGACAACAGUAAAAGGUAUUUCGAAUUAAAUAAAUUAUAUACAUUAUUAUUUUUGUCUCAAUUAAUUUAAUUAAAAAAAAUUUUUUGGGCACCCUAUAUAAAUAAUUAUUUUAACGUUUAUAUUAUUGAAUAUAGAAUUGAAUAACCUUUCAAAUGAGCUAUCACACGACCCCUAUUCUUAUUUAAAAAAAUCAUUGAUUGCGCCAUCACGCCCAGAUGGAUGACGUCACUAGUAUGAUAUAAAUGCCAAAAAAUUGUAAUUUAAAAAUAAAAAUCGACCUGAUUUUUAAUUCUCCAGAUAAUAAGUCUCUUAUAAUCUCCAGAGUCGCCCAUUCUCGAGAAAAUGAAUUUAUUCCAACUCAAACGUCCUCACUGUACCUAUAACUAUAUCUUCAGACACUUAUAUCUUAAAACCAUGAUUUUUUGGAGCUAUGCGCCCAUUGAGUCUUUUGUUCUACACAUCAAGGACUACCAGAACCCAAAGUUUCAGAGCCUUUGACAGAGAGCCAUUUCCCAUAAGGUUUCUGCGGGGUCCUUUGUCUUAGAUUUCCAGUCUUUAUUCCUUUACCUGUGUCAUUCAUGCUUUAUUUCCAUGAAAAACUGUUGAUUUUUCAACUUAUACAGAUGCACUUUCGUCUUCUAUAAUAACUAUUCAGAUGUCAUUAGAUUUUUUGGAAGUGUUGCCUUCCUAUUAACUUUCAGUGUCCUUACAUCUACAUAUUCUUUUCGUCAGAUUUCUCCAUUAUAAGCACAUACAAAUGUGGCGGUACUUGCUGGUUUCAUUUUAAACGCUCUGCCAUCUCCUAAUUCUGGUCCGAUUUGAUUGCUUUUCCGUUCUUCUUAAGAUGCCUAUCCGUUCCGGGUGUUAGCGAUCAGCAUGGUUAUCCUAACUUUGCUUGUUGCUAUUCGGAAUAGUCCUAUUGCUGAUGUAUUAAACCACUUUCUAAGGUUUUGAAGCCAAGAUACUUCAUCUCCUGGUAUUUUCGUUAUGUACACCCAAUUACGUACUGCGAUUUUUUGCCGUUUAUCCUCAAGUUAACUUUUUUUGCAUCUUCUCCCAAUCUGAAGUUUCUCAUUUAGUUUACUUUCCUCUGUAGUGACCAGUUCAGCAUCGUCUGCAUAUCCUAAUAAUCGAUGACUUUUAUUUCUUAAAGUGCUCUUUCCAUUAAAUUAGCUCUUCCUAAUUAUUCAUCCCAAAACCAGGUUAAACAGGACUGUCAAGAGUGGACCACUAACUAUUAUACUUUCUGCAUACUCCUUUAAUCAUUUAAUAUAUUUCGUCACUUUCUGAUUCUCGACUUCAGUAAUACCGUGUCUCUGUAGUUUUUCAUAAGUUUGCUUUCAAACAUAUAAAAGACUUUGUCUUUCUCUUAACUUGUCCAAUGUAUUGGGUGAAUGGUUUGGUUAUUCUCAUCUUGUGAUAAAAGUUGGUUACUUCAUGUGUUUACCUUGUAAACAAGAUCGUUUAUUAUCCAGCAAUGAAGAUAUUCAAACUUGAAUUUUCUAUGUGUUGGAAUACUAAUUUAAAAUACUUGAUAUUAUCAUUACCUUUGUUUUUCUGAAUUCACUCUUAGCAACCUCUAAGACUUUUUGUACCAAAGCCACGUCUUUUAUUACUGUGGCUUCUAUUUAAAAAUGAGCUUUACAAAAAUUCUUUGUAUAUUUGCAAUUUUUUAAAUAUUUUUUCCAAUUUUUCCAGUUUCAAUUAGUUUUCCAAAGAAAAUUCUUUUUUAGUAAAUCUUAUUUGUACGUUUUCUGAUUAAUUUGAUCUCCUUUUAAAAGAGUAGGAAUCGGAACAUCAAUUAUAUUUAUCUAUUUUGGAAAUAAAUAUUAAUUUUUGAGCAAUAAUAUUGUAAAUAUAUUAAUGUGGAUAUUGUAGAAACAAAUAUAAAAAAAAUAUCAAUAGUAUCUAUAUAAAUAAUUUUUACAUUUAUAAAACUGGGCGUAGGACUAGAAAAACUUUCAAGAGUAUAAUAAACGAAAAAAAAUUAAAAUGUAGACCUUUGAAAUCCGUACUCUAAAUAAUACAUACUCUGUAAUAUUUAGAAUGCAUGCGUUUCAUAUAUCUUUUGCUUAAAUCAUAAUAGUCUUAUAUGAUUGGUGAUCCACCAAUAGGUAGUUUUGUAAGAAAACAAAUUUUGUAAAUUUGAAAAAGAAAAUAAAAACCAAAACCCAUGCUUCCUAAAAGCUCAUCUUGCAUGUUCCUUCUUGGUUUGAUGCUAAAUCAAUGAUAUCUCGAUAUUCAAAAAUAUUGAAAAUACUUAGAUUCUAAGUUAUAUAAUAGUUAUGUGUAUAUAAGUGACGGCUUAAACAUUUUGAAUAUCUUCGAGGUUAUAUCAUGCGGAAUGUCUUAAACCCAUACAAGAUCAAAUUUUUACGAAGAAUGGACGGAGUUGGCAAAAUUUUGCUAGGUGAGACUUCUUGGUUGAAUAUGGACGUUCCUGUAUACUGGAGCUCCGAAUGUUGUUAUACUGUAAGCACUAGCUGGUUUUGUAAACUCCUCUGAAAGUAAUAAUGUAAAUAUCUUGUAAUAUUUGUGCUGCAAUAUUAUAGUCUAGGUCCAAACGUAAGUAACCUUAUAGCGAAAGUCCAGUAAGUCUGUUUUUUGUUGAUAUGACCAGGAAUAUGAGGUAGUAAUAAUUUUUUUUAAUAAAAUUGCAGUAACAAAAUUUAACUAAAUGUGGUUUUAUGGUAUUAAAUAACAAUAUACGUUUAUGUUGAAUAUAUAGCCCUAUAAGCUCUUCUGCAACCGUAUGCCUAAACUGUUUUUCGUAUAAUGCUUCGAAUAUUUUAUUCUUCUCCGGUUGUACUCUUUUAAAGAAUUGGGUAAAUUUUUUAGUCUUUCCAAUUCCUACUUCUACCCUGUUUAUUCGUUGUUGAAUAUCAACUCAUAAUAAUCUUUGCUUAUGAUAAUAUUAUUUAUUCUACCAUGACAAUAUUACCCAGACAUUCAAAUUCAUUUAGAGCUAGAACUAGUGUCGAAUAUAUUCCUUCAAAUAUCCUGUAUAAUUCCUGUAAAGUUGAUCUAAAUAAAUAAAAAAUUGAUAAAAGUAUGUAGGAUGAAAGUCAACACAUUUUCUUCGUAUAUGCUGCUUUACGUAGUUUAUUUUGACCCAUAAACUUGUUAAAGUUAAUAUUAUUGCUCAUUUUGUAAUUGAACUGGUGUAUAAUUUAUUAUUUUGUAUAUCCUUUAUGCCUCUUCUUCUUCUAGUGCCUAUCCGUUUCGGAUGUUGGCGACCAUCAUGGCAAUCUGUACUUUGCACACUGCUAGAUUUUGAACCAGAAAAUUCUUCGCCUUCCUGGUCCCCGCUUUUCUUCUACUUUUCCCUGUAAAAUUAGUUGCACCAAUCCAUAUCUUUCGCUGUUCAUCGCUUGGUGUUGUUAAUUUCAUAUUUUUGUAUAUAUGAUAUUAGAUAAACAUCACCAGCAUAAUCAGACCCGGAGCUAGGGUUUAAGGCGUCCGGCUGCAAAACUAGCAUAGGUGCCCAUAUGUUUUUUUUUUAAUUAGAUGUUUGUAAAGUUUGUUUAGCAGUAAAUGGUUGACUUCAAUUAGUGCGGUCGUAAAUAUUAUUAAAUUUAUCUGACUUGGCCCAUUGUUAAGACCAGUUCGGACCGAUAAACAAACGAGGUAGACAGAGUUGGUCUUUUGACAAUUAACACAGACGGUACUCCUAUAAUAAAGUAAAGGAUCCACAAAAUUUACAAUAAUUACGACAACAAAAACAAAAAAAAUCGGAUGUACAAUAUAUUGCUUUGCCUUAUGUACCCGAAAUUAAUGUUUUCAAAUGAGUUUUAAAAUAAUUUAAAUCUAUUUUAAUUGCUAAGAUUAUAGAAAAACAAACAUUCAAACAUAUUUAAAUUUUACCUGAAACCGGGCCUUUUAUACUAAUAUCGGUUAACCCAGGAUGUUUAUAGUCGGUACUAUUGAAGUCAACCAUUUACUGCUAAACAAACUUUAUAAUAUUUGCAGAAAAAGGCUCAUUUUGGCGCGCCCCCGCCCAAACAGGAGGCCUGAGCAUAAUCUAAACCUUCGAAUACAUCUUGUAAUUAUUGCCUAAUUAUACCGAACAACUCAGCAAGUAGGAGCUCAUCCAUGAGACAUGAAUUUGGUGCAAUGUUUUCAAAUUUAUUUCUUUUAUUUUUAGUUUAAAUAUUGCAGUUUUGUCUAUAAAACUUCUUCCCCAUUUCUUAUUUCUUUCCAUAUUUCUUAUAUUUCUUGUGUUAUGAUGUAUAUUUAUGUUCUAAGGCUCUGAAUCUUAUCGCAUUGUUUGCUCUCUACAUUUAUAACAAAUGUAUGUCUCAGGCGUCACCACAUAUCUAACUCCUCAAAUUCCUUUAUGUUAAAGUCCACUAUUCAAUUCCAUACAGAUGAACAGAGAAGACAUAGCCACUUAAUCAGCGAGUUUCAAUGUUUAAUAAUAAUUAUUAAAAAUAGAAAAAAUUCGUUCCUGAAAAAUUUACUUUUUUGACUUAAGACCUUUUGGAAUCCACCUCUUCAAUUGUAUAUUGUGAUUUCUAAAAAUAAUUUCAGUUUCAGUUGAAAAUAUUACAUUGAGAUUAUUUCAAACAAGCUUUACCUCAUAAGAUAUGUACUUUUUUGAAGUUAAUAUAAAGUAGCGCUUAUUUGUGACUUUCCGUAAGUCUUGGCCCUAGACUAACAAGCAAAAUAUGUCCAUAUGGUUAAAAAAAAACUCGCAACUAAAAAUUACAUGUUACUUAUUUAUACUGUGCUGUUUGUGUAAAAAAUAGUGGUAUUCGCUCACCACGGACUUUUGUGAUAAGAAUAGUUAAAGUCAUGUUCUAGAAUUCAAAAUGUAUCGUUAUAUUGUUUAUGUACUGUACCUAUACUUUUAUUUUAUACAAUCGUUCAUUUUUUCUUUGGUAUAUGCUACCGUUGUACAUACAGUGUGUAUAUUACUACACAGUAAAGUUUUCAAAAUUAAGUUAAUUUAUUUUUCCUGCGAUUUUAUUAUUAAAAAAAAUAUAAGUUCUACUAAUUUA
Messenger RNA from Diabrotica virgifera virgifera (western corn rootworm), 21604 nucleotides. RefSeq names its product serine/threonine-protein kinase tousled-like 2. The transcript has 12 exons. Gene Ontology annotation, molecular function: ATP binding; protein serine/threonine kinase activity. Gene Ontology annotation, cellular component: nucleus. The record is from RefSeq and is a predicted model, not a curated record. Gene Ontology annotation, biological process: chromosome segregation; peptidyl-serine phosphorylation; intracellular signal transduction. Bases 1071 to 3332 code for a protein of 753 amino acids. NCBI's taxonomy places the organism in Eukaryota, Metazoa, Arthropoda, Insecta, Coleoptera, Chrysomelidae.